This is a messenger RNA of Notechis scutatus (mainland tiger snake), 1319 nucleotides long. Lineage: Eukaryota; Metazoa; Chordata; Lepidosauria; Squamata; Elapidae. The record is from RefSeq and is a predicted model, not a curated record.
CAGAUUUUGACGCUAAAGAUCGUGCAGCCUGUAGAGGGAAGGUUGGCAUUUCAGAUCUGCGAAUUCCGUUGAUGUGGAAAAACUCCGAUCAUUUCAACAGCAAAGACAGAAGCAAACGUUACUCAGUUUUUUGCUUGUUCAAAAUAGGAGCUCAGGUGUAUGAUUCAGACUUGCUUAUUGUGGAUAAGGCAGCAACAGACAUAUGUUUAGAAAAUGCAAUAAUAUUCGAGGGAGCUGGGCCAGACUUCCAGCUGAAGGUGGAGGUGUAUAGUUGCUGCAGUGGGGAAGACCCCUUGACCCUCACCAACACCCCCAGGAAGCUGGUCAAGAAAUUGAAGACCUCCCUGGGGAAAAGCGCUGGGAAGAAAUUCAGCUCUGCUUUGGAUCAAAGUGACCUUGAGAAUCUCCUGCUCACCGAAACAGCCACACAGGGAGUGGAAUACAGCUUGCUGGCCUCAGCCUCCCUGAGCUUGGAGAACGCCAAGGAUGGCUUCAACGCCCACAGCCUGACACUCCUGGGAAACGAGGACUCUCCUUCUUGGCUUCCGCUGUAUGGCACCAUGUGUUGCCGCCUGGUUGCCCAGCCGGACUGCAUGACCCAGGAUGCCAUGUCUGGAUUUCUUCACGAACAGCCAUCGGGGGGUGUCCAGGGGGAGACCUGGAGGCAGCAAUACUGUGUGCUGAGAGGGGGGCAGCUGCUCGGCUUCUCUGCCCCUGAAGAGAGAGAGGCCGACGCGCAGCCAGCCUUGUCCAUUCCCAUCAACCGGGAAACUCGCAUUCGUCCUGUGGAGAAAGAGGCUGGGGGAAAGGCCAACCUUUUCUCCGUGAUCAACCCUGAGCCCGGCGAGGCCGCAGCUCGGAUUUUCCAAGCAGAAAGCCAGCAGGAUCUUGGCAAGUGGAUGGAAGCUUUCUCGCAGCACUUUUUGGAUUUCAGUCAGUGGAAGCACUGCUGCGAAGAGUUCAUGAGGAUGGAGUCGGGGUCCCCUCAAAAGCCACCCCUCUUCUUGGCCAAAGAAGCCACUUCGGUUUACCAAGAGCUGAGCAUUGAUUCACCGGUGAAGCCCGACCCUUUGGUUGCCAUGGCUCAGCAUGAGGAGGAGGAGGAGGAAAGCAGGGCGGCCUUGUUCAUUGGCCCGGAUGAGGGAGACGUGCCCGGUGGUUCUUCCCUGAAGCGGAGCAAGAGCAGCCCCCAAGGAAGCCGGGACGCCAAGGGAACAAGCAAAGGAAGGGAGCCCCCUCCCAGGUCCUGAUCUGGCUCUCCGCAGCACUGUGGCCAGAGGGAAGCCUCCAAAUCGCAACCUCCCGCACGCUGGCGCACU